AUGGCUGAUAUCGAGAAGCAAACCGAGAUUCGCGAGAAAAAACUUCGCAAUGUUAUGCGAGAGCUUAAGAUCCAGAAGCUGUGCCUUAACAUUUGCGUUGGAGAAUCUGGAGAUCGACUCACCAGAGCGGCUAAGGUUCUUGAACAACUUACUGGACAAACUCCAGUUUUUUCAAAAGCCAGAUAUACUGUCAGAACUUUCGGUAUCCGUAGAAACGAAAAAAUUGCGGUUCACUGUACUGUUCGUGGACCAAAAGCCGAAGAGAUCUUAGAAAAAGGACUCAAGGUCAAGGAAUACGAGUUGUAUAAAGAGAACUUUUCCGACACGGGAAACUUUGGAUUCGGAAUUCAGGAACAUAUUGAUCUUGGAAUCAAAUAUGAUCCAUCAAUCGGAAUUUACGGAAUGGAUUUCUACGUCGUGCUUGAUCGCUCAGGAGGCCGUGUUUCCAAACGCAGACGUGCUCCAGGACGUAUUGGACCAUCGCACAGAGUGGGACGUGAUGAAUCAAUUAAAUGGUUCCAACAGAAGUACGAUGGUAUCAUCCUUCCACCAAAGCCAAAGGUUAAGAGGAACGUCUACCGUCGCCGUUAA
Molecule: messenger RNA, 591 nt
Organism: Caenorhabditis bovis
Lineage: Eukaryota; Metazoa; Nematoda; Chromadorea; Rhabditida; Rhabditidae
Source: the annotation of a GenBank genome assembly